AGGGCAUUGGGCACAAAGCUCGGCUCAGGCUUGGCUUAGGGAGUUGAGAAGCAGGUUUCAGAGGAGGUUGCCCAUAGGCCAGAGACACAGCAGUGAGCACAGAUGGGUGAGGAGCCCCGCAGGGGGAGAGAUGGGCGGGGUCCUUUGGGGGACUGGGAGGGCAUAGCCAAGGGGCUGGCCUAUUCUGGUAACCACAGGCGGUGACCCUGGAGAUCUGCCCCAGAUCAGAUCCUCAUUUCUCAGGAGAGCCAGCUCCAACCCUGGCCAUGCUCGCAGCCGCGGGCUCCCUGGCGGCCGCCAUCUGGGCUGCGCUCCAUCUCCGGACUCUGUUGCUGGCUGCUGUCGCCUUUCUGUUCCUGGCUGACUACUUCAAAAACCGGCGCCCCAAGAACUACCCGCCGGGGCCAAUGCGCCUGCCCUUUGUGGGCUGCUUGCUCUAUUUGGACCUAAAGCAACCCCACAUAGCCGUACAGAAGUUUGUGAAGAAAUAUGGGAAUAUUUUAAGCUGGGAGUUUGCUAAUAUACCCUCAGUGGUUGUAACUGGCAUGCCCUUAAUCAAAGAAGUCUUUACUCAAUUGGAGCCAAAUUUUCUGAAUCGUCCUGUCACUUGUCUCCGAAAACAUCUCUUUAAAAAUAAUGGGUUGAUCUUCUCCAGUGGCCAGACAUGGAAGGAACAAAGAAGAUUCGCCCUGAUGACACUGAGGAACUUUGGAUUGGGAAAGAAGAGCUUAGAACAGUGCAUCCAGGAGGAAUCCCGACACCUUGUGGAGGCCAUAAGAGAGGAGAGAGGACAGCCUUUUGACCCUCACUUCAAUAUCAAUAAUGCAGUUUCCAAUAUAAUUUGCUCUGUCACCUUUGGGGAGAGAUUUGAGUACCAGGACAGUCAGUUUCAGGAAAUGUUGAGGCUACUGGAUGAGGCCAUAUGUUUGGAGUCAUCAGUGAUGUGCCAGCUCUACAAUAUCUUUCCAAGGAUACUUCAUUAUCUUCCUGGAUCACACCAAACAGUUUUCAGAAACUGGGAAAAACUGAAAUUGUUUGUUUCUGAUAUAGUUGACAAUCACCGGAAAGACUGGGACCCUGAUGAGCCAAGAGACUUCAUUGAUGCUUUCCUCAAGGAAAUGACAAAGGUGAGGUCUCAGACUACAACUUCUAUUUUUUUUAGAAGAAAGCACUAAAGUUUUAAAAUUAAUAGAAUCUCUUGUUUUCUUUCAGAAAAAGUGCAGGCUGAGAUUGACAAAGUGAUUGGUCAAGGAAGACAGCCAAGCCUGGCUGACCGAGAGUCCAUGCCCUAUACCAAUGCUGUCAUCCACGAGGUGCAGAGAAUAGGCAACAUCAUCCCUUUUAAUGUUCCCAGGGAAGGGGCAGUUAACACCAAGUUGGCUGGAUUUGACCUGCCAAAGGGAAUCAUGAUCCUGACCAACCUAACUGCACUGCACAGAGACCCCAAAGAGUGGGCCACUCCAGAUGAGUUCAACCCAGAGCACUUUUUGGAGAAUGGACAGUUUAAGAAGAGAGAGAGUUUUCUGCCAUUCUCAAUGGGAAAGCGAGCUUGUCUUGGAGAACAAUUGGCCAGGUCUGAGCUGUUCAUUUUUAUCACUUCUCUUAUCCAAAAAUUUACCUUCAAGCCUCCAGUCAAUGAGAAACUGAGCCUGCAAUUCAGGAUGUCUGUCACCGUGUCACCCGUCAGUCACCGCAUCUGUGCGAUUCCUAGGCUGUGAUGCUGAAGAAGGAAAAUGUGAAGAAAUAGCGUCUGCUUGGAAGACACCGGUGCCUGCUCACAUUUGAGGGGAUGGAAUGAAGGGGACUGGGGAAAUGGGUAUAAUGAGACUAAAGAGAUUGAAUCCAAUUAUAGGUUCCUAAGUGGAAAGCCAUUUAUGGGCUCAAUGACAGAUUUUCACCUAAGACUUUCAGAGAAAAGUGAUUCUUCCAGUAAAGAAAAUGCUUGCAGGGAUCGUGAGAAAUGGUGGAUUAAAUUGAUAUGGAAAUUGCAAAAACUAUCAUAAAAAUGAUGCCUUUACUUUGCCCCUCCUUUUUUCCUUUCAUUGAUGUGCAUUUGCUUCCAGCCUGUGGGCCUAGUUCAUAUAUAGGGUGCAGAAGGGAGGGUGUCCAUCAAGGCUCUCCCAUUGGCUAGGUCUGCAGCUGUGUUACAUUGAUCUGCCACUGAGUGAGCCUCUUGAAAGUCAGCAGGGCAGGAUAACUCCCAACAGGCAGGCUAAGCUAGUGCUGUGGAAGCAGUUUCUAUGAUUUACAUAUAGCAGUUGGACCUUGACCUAGGACUCAAGACAUGAUAAGAUAUGACCAUAGAAAAGCAAAUCCUGGAAGCAGGAACCAUUUUCUGUUAAUAACUUCUUGCCUAGAGUCCUCCAUUAGACAUUUACCCCUAGGCAUUCUCACAUAGGACUUUGCUGUGUUGGGUGUGAAUGUCAUUUGCAGCUGCCCUUUAAGCUGAAGUAGCUCUUGUUAGCCAGAAUUCACUGGGCCCCCAACAGAACAUUUUUCUGAAGGGCAUCAUAAAUGGUAGAAUCCUUUCUGGGUAUGAUCAAUGAAGGCAGUUAUAAAGUAGGUCUAAUAACACUGACUGCAAAUUUUUACCUACUUACGAUUAAAACAAGAAAAAAAAUUGGGAUAAAGUGACCGUCACCCCCAAACCUUUUGGUCCGUAAGAAGCUAGACUCCAGGGAUUCUAGAACAACAUAACAACAAACCAUGAUAUCAAGAAAGCAUGUGUCUGUGAUAGCCUGAGGUUCCCAAGGACAGAACCAAGGUGGCUAUGAUGUAAUGCAUGAGAUGGUAUAAUGCAACCGGGAUGUCAUGUAUAAGAGAAGAAUAAAUAAAUAAAUAAACAGCUUAAAGCUAAA
Peromyscus maniculatus bairdii (prairie deer mouse) is the source of this 2858-nucleotide messenger RNA. Lineage: Eukaryota; Metazoa; Chordata; Mammalia; Rodentia; Cricetidae. The record is from RefSeq and is a predicted model, not a curated record.